AUGGAAUAAAAAGGGCGCGGCAGGGGCGGGGACGGACGUCCGGCAGCGCGCCAGGCUCGGGCCAGCCCUGUUGUUGUCCACCCCCUUUUUCUCCCGGCUGAUGGGCCAGGCCGGGAGGGGGCGGGGCCGACAGGUGCCUUCAUGAAUAACUUAAAUGACCCUCCCAACUGGAACAUCCUGCCCAAUCGGCGCGAUCCCGGCGGUGACGGCAGCCGCUGGAAUUACGCCCUGCUGGUGCCCAUGCUGGGCCUGGCCGCCUUCCGGUGGAUCUGGACCAGAGAAUGUCAGAAAGAAAUAGAAAAAGAGAAAGAAGAGUACUACAGGAAAGAGUCAGCUUUACAAAAAGACCUGGAAGGCAAAUACCGGGAUAUAAUCACAGAGAACCGCCGCGCUGUGGCUCACCUGGAGGUGGAGCUGGAGAAGGAACGCAACAGGACCCUGAGCUACCGGGAAGCGCUCGUGUCCCAGAGCCGCAAACUGGUGGAAGAGAGGAGACUCCUAGAGCAGGAGCAGGAGAAGUUGGAGAGAGAAAAACAAGUCUUUUUGCACUCUGGAGCAGAAGGUUCCUUUUACCAGAGUUGCCUGGCAAAGGAGGAAGAGUGGCAGCAGAGAGCCAAUAUUUUACUAAAAGAAUUUGAAGAGGGACUGAAGGAAAGACAGGACAUCUACUGUAGUCUUGUAGUACCCAGAAGUCAGAGACUAGAAAUAGAGAAAAAUCUGCUAGUUAAAGCAGCAACUAAUCCUGUUGCAGUGGCUUUGCAUAUGGAGAGUGGCUUACAAGAUAUUUUCAAACAUGAUAACUACUGUGGCAAUGUGCUGAACAGAACCAGAAGUCAAAAUGGAAAGCUGAUGUGGCUGUAUCUGAGAUACUGGGAACUAGCUGUUGAGCUGCAGAAAUACAAGAGGGUAGAAAAGGCCAUGCUAGGAAAACGCUAAGUAGGGGAAGCAGAGGGAUUCCAUGUGGUCCCCAUGCAUGGUAGGGACAAUCACAGUUGUAGUCUGAAGCUGUUAAACUCUUCUGCUGUGUUGCCAUCUCUCCUCCUUGCACUUGUGUUUGCAUGGGACGUGUG
Zonotrichia leucophrys gambelii is the source of this 1070-nucleotide messenger RNA. RefSeq names its product coiled-coil domain containing 127 (gene CCDC127). The record is from RefSeq and is a predicted model, not a curated record. Lineage: Eukaryota; Metazoa; Chordata; Aves; Passeriformes; Passerellidae. The coding region runs from base 142 to 936 and encodes 264 amino acids. The transcript is spliced from 3 exons.